AUGAGCUACGAUCGUGCCAUCACAGUGUUCUCACCUGAUGGCCACUUAUUCCAGGUGGAUUAUGCACAGGAGGCGGUCAAAAAAGGUUCAACGGCUGUAAGUAAGCCUAUCAUUUAUAUCAAUGUUGAUUGAGGUCAAAACAAUGGGUCAAGCACUGUGCCGAUGCUAAAUGUAACCUAUCAGGACGGGCGCAACUAUAUCACUUGGGCCUAAUUCAUUUACAGGUUGGAGUACGAGGAAAAAACGUUGUUGUUCUAGGAGUGGAGAAGAAAACUGUGGCCAAGCUCCAAGAUGACAGAACAGUGCGCAAAAUCUGCGCCUUGGACGAUAACGUCUUCAUGGCCUUUGCAGGUAAUUUAGGACAUGACCAAUAAGGCAAUAAGACCAACAUAGGACCAAUAAGGCACAGUACACACCCAAGCCACAGAUGGUAUGAAGUGGUUGAUUGCAAGUAUGUAAUUAGCUUACCAUUUGAAUGGUAUAAUUUAUGUCAUCAACAUUUGUUGAUGUAGGCCUACUUUGAAUGAUACAUUACAUUUUACUGCUGAAAUCGAGCAAUUUGAUUGUUUGUUCACCUUGUUGGGUGAGGUGUUUAAUUGGUGUAACAUACUUUAUCUCCUUAUCCCAUGGCCUGCAGGGUUGACAGCAGAUGCCAGGAUAGUUGUUAACAGGGCUAGGGUGGAGUGUCAGAGUCACAGGCUUACAGUGGAAGACCCUGUGACUGUGGAGUACAUCACACGCUUCAUCUCCAGCAUCAAACAGGUACCACACACACACACACACACACUACAGUACAAUACACGUGCAGAUAUAUCAUUUCUACAUAUUCCCACUUUCAGCGCUACACGCAAAGCAAUGGGCGAAGGCCCUUUGGCAUCUCCUCCCUUCUUGUGGGGUUUGAUUUUGAUGGAACACCCCAUCUGUACCAAACUGACCCUUCAGGAACAUAUCAUGCCUGGAAGGUAGGGGUGUAAUUCUGACCCAUACAUCUGAAUCAUUAAAAGGUGCUUUGACAUGUUUGUCAUCACCCCAAUGAAUUACCUAAUGUACCUCAAGUUGGAAUGUGAUCAAAUAUGAGCAUAAUAUGAAAACCUAAAUGUGGUUGUGUACAUAGGCAAAUGCCAUUGGAAGAUCUGCCAAGACUGUACGUGAGUUUCUAGAGAAGAACUAUAAAGAGGAGGAUAUGGAGUCCGAUACAGACACCAUUAAACUGGCCGUCAGAGCGCUACUUGAGGUGAGGCUUAUGCCGGUCUAGAUCCAACCUUUUGAUUGGCAGCAACGAUAUUGCAUGAGCACCUGCUAUUAAUGGUUGAAAUCUCAGAUAUUCUUGUCACAAGGUUUGCUCCAUGUGUUCACAGGUUGUCCAGUCAGGGGGAAAGAACAUUGAGCUGGCCAUUAUGAAGCGGGAUGAAUCAAUGAAGGUUUGAAAUCAUGACACCUCCGCAAAUCCGUCAGAGGAUCUCACCUGUGUAAUGAUGCAACUUAAAUGCUCCCCUAACAACCUCUUUUCUACUGUAAAUAGAUUCUGGUCCAAGAGGAAAUUGAGGAAUAUGUCACGGCUAUUGAAAAGGAAAAGGAGGAAGCAGAGAAACAAAAGAAGAAAACAUGA
This is a messenger RNA of Coregonus sp. 'balchen', 1609 nucleotides long. Lineage: Eukaryota; Metazoa; Chordata; Actinopteri; Salmoniformes; Salmonidae. The record is from the annotation of a GenBank genome assembly.